Messenger RNA from Branchiostoma floridae (Florida lancelet), 3298 nucleotides. Its product is annotated as serine/threonine-protein kinase Nek8-like. The transcript is spliced from 18 exons. The record is from RefSeq and is a predicted model, not a curated record. Gene Ontology annotation, biological process: protein phosphorylation. Lineage: Eukaryota; Metazoa; Chordata; Leptocardii; Amphioxiformes; Branchiostomatidae. Gene Ontology annotation, molecular function: protein kinase activity; ATP binding. The coding region runs from base 124 to 2226 and encodes 700 amino acids.
CCCUUCACCUUUGACAUUUUGACACAUUCCAUGAUGGCGGCUCCGGAUGUAAACAUUUGAACACUAUCGUCAGAUUUUAGUGAUUUUUACUCAUCUAAAGUCAGCAAACGGCUAGAAAAAGCGAUGGAAAAAUACGAGAGGAUUCGCGUCGUCGGUCGAGGAGCUUACGGUACUGUGUACCUGUGCAAGCGGCUGGACGCCCAGAAAGAAGUCAUCAUCAAACAGAUCCCCAUCGAGCAGAUGACGAAAGACGAGAGACAGUCGGCGCUAAACGAAGUCCGUGUUCUGUCCAUGUUACAUCAUCCCAACAUCAUCGAGUACUACGAGAGCUUCCUCGAGGAUAAGGCUCUCAUGAUCGUUAUGGAGUACGCACCAGGAGGAACAAUUUUUGAAUACCUGCAGCAGAGAGGAAAUGCACUGCUUGAUGAAGAGGAGAUUCUGCAGUUCUUUGUCCAGAUGUUAUUGUCACUUCAACAUGUCCAUGCCAAACAGAUCCUACACAGAGACUUGAAGACACAGAACAUCCUCCUGAACAGGAAGAAGAACGUGGUGAAGAUCGGAGACUUCGGCAUCUCCAAGAUCCUGAGCAGUAAGAGCAAGGCGUACACGGUGGUGGGGACUCCGUGCUACAUCUCACCUGAGCUGUGUGAGGGGAAACCGUAUAACCAGAAGAGUGACAUCUGGGCGCUGGGCUGUGUGCUGUACGAGCUGGCCAGUCUCAAGAGGGCCUUCGAGGCUGCUAAUCUGCCAGCGCUGGUGCUGAAAAUCAUGCGAGGCACGUUUGCCCCGAUCUCGGACCGGUACAGUGAGGACCUACGCAGGCUCAUCCUCAGCAUGCUGCACCUGGACCCCAGCAAACGCCCAACCAUCACUCAAAUAAUGGCGCAGCCCAUCGUUAUAACAGCUCUCAUAGGGCUGUACACGGACCUGGGAGGGAUUCAGCCUUCAAAACCCCAGCACCCGUUAUCCAGCCUCCCACCUGUGACCAGAGGCCGGGGCAGCAGGGUCAGCAGUGCACGCUCGCACAGGAGUGCAGCCAGUGUAGUGCUGGACUCCAGCGGUAACCUAGCGCAGCCACGCCCACUGUCGUCAGUGUUUUCCUGGGGAGGGGGGAUCACCCAACCGGUCAAACUGCAGCUGCCUCACAGCGACACUCAGGUAAUGCAGGUGUCGACAGGACGUACCCAGAAGGCAGGAGUGACCCGGAAUGGCCGACUCAUCAUGUGGGAGGUCCCAACUGUUGCCACGGACGCUGCCAUGCCGGGUGCCACUGACCAUGCCGCCCUGCAGUUCAUCCCGCGGUUCCUAGAGGGCCAGUCUGGUGUCACCAUCAAACAGGUGUCAUGUGGGGACCUCUUCACAGCGUGUCUCACAGACCGCGGGAUCCUGAUGACGUUCGGCAGCGGAACAAACGGUUGCCUGGGACACGGGCAGACAAACGACGUGCAGCAGGCCAAGAUAGUGGAGGCUCUGCUGGGGUUUGAGGUGACGCUGGUGUCGUGUGGCGCAACGCACGUCAUGGCCGUCACCAACGAACACGAGGUGUUCUCCUGGGGCAGGGGUGACCACGGUCGUCUGGGGUUAGGAAACAGAGAGUCCUACUCUACCCCCCAGCCCGUCCCCAUCCCCUCUCCCCACCUGGUCAAAUCUGUACACUGUGGAGUGGACUGUUCCAUUCUACUUACUACAGACAACAGGCUACUGGGGUGUGGCAGUAACAGACACAACAAGUUGGGCCUUGACAUCCUGCCCGCGGAUGACUCCCCCUCCCAGCAGAUAGAUGAGAUGUGUGUGUUUGUACCGGCCAGCUCAGCUCCUCUGCUGACCACCAGGAUCGCAGCUGUGGCACUGGGAACAUCACAUUCCGCUGCUAUCACAGAAUCUGGGCAGUGCUACACGUUUGGAGCCAACAACUUUAACCAGCUGGGGUACCAGAAGGACAGUAAGGACAGGAGACCACAGCUGGUGCCUGCACUGGAGGACGUGUGUAUCAGCAUGGUGGAAUGUGGGGAUACCUUUACUGUCGCUAUCACUACAGAAGGGGAAGUGUACACCUGGGGUAAGGGGUCGCGGGGCAGACUGGGUAGGAGGGAGGAGAACACCAAGAUCCCCAAACCUGUCCCCCUGCUCGACAGUGAGCCCUUCCAGAUCAUCUCUAUCUCCUGUAGCCAUGGCAACACUCUCCUAGCAACAGAACCAAUUCCUGAACCAGGAACAGCCAGAUGAUCGCCAUGGAUGCAACAGAGCUGCUGAUUGGCCAGAUGGAUUAAAUAGGAACAUUAUUCUUAUACAACAGAGAUGCUGAUUGGUCAAAAAAUCAUGUUGAAAAAUCAAGUAUUAAAUGCAGAAGAAUGCUGUUUCUGUACAGUUAAGAACAUUUGUCUUGUAGUUCUAGAAAAACAUGUCAGACUCAUAUUUCAUAUUUUUGUGUCACUUUUUGUAUUCACUUUGUAAACAUGUAUGAGCUAUGUAGUGUACAUUGUGCAAUAGCAAAUUAUUCUUGUAUUUUUGUCAUUGUAUAUAUAUUGUUAGUGACUGAUGAUGAUGAUGAUAACGGGGGCCGCCCUAAGAUGCCCGGAUUCUUUGCUGAUCUUAUUAUGCAUAAGUAUGCCGUGUUUGUUGCCACUGACUAUGAUGAUUAGAAAGGUAAAUAAACCAAACAAACAGCUUUGCCAGUUGUAAUGCGGAGGGUGAAGGGAUCAUGAACAGUAUGGAUGCCUUCCUUAUUCAAGUAUGGUCUCUAGAUGAAUGUGUUAAAAAUUCAUUGAUCAAAACUUGACCACUCUUUGGCAACUAGUGAUGGAGCGCCGUGAGUUCGAGCGUGUAAAAAAGCGGGCAUCUUAGGGCGGCCCCUGUUAUAUUUUACCACUGUGAAAAAGCAGUACUCCUAUUUCUUAAGACCACUUUGGAAAUCAGCCUGAUUCAACAGAAGGAGUUUAUGUGACUGUGCAUUCCAAACUGAUAAAUAAGCUUAAUAGAUAUACAAUGUAUGUAUUUGGAGUAGAGUUCUAUAUUGCAUGAAUUUGUGCAGUUUAAGUGGCCAAAGGUAUUGAAAUAUUGUUCAAAUCAGUGCAGAAACCCCAGCAAUUUUAUCAGCACUCUAAUCAUGGUAGAAAAAAACUAAUUCCAUUAUGAUACUGUAUUCUAUACUCUGUGCUCCCUGUUGUACUGGAUUUUUGUAUAAAAUCAAGAAAAGUAUGAAGUCAUCCUCCUACGCAGGGACAGCCAACAGCCAAACUGCCUGUCUGGAUAUGCCCUGCUAUUUCAACCGUCACCCUUAGUUCCUGACCGCCCUGCU